Metschnikowia bicuspidata var. bicuspidata NRRL YB-4993 is the source of this 1542-nucleotide messenger RNA. RefSeq names its product Gpr1p (gene GPR1). The transcript has a single exon. The annotation marks the transcript as partial. The record is from RefSeq and is a predicted model, not a curated record. Gene Ontology annotation, molecular function: G protein-coupled receptor activity. Gene Ontology annotation, cellular component: plasma membrane. NCBI's taxonomy places the organism in Eukaryota, Fungi, Ascomycota, Pichiomycetes, Serinales, Metschnikowiaceae. Gene Ontology annotation, biological process: adenylate cyclase-activating G protein-coupled receptor signaling pathway.
GACCAGCUGGCGCUCUUCACCGAUCACCAAAACUACGUGCAAAGAGUGCUCGCCGUCACCGCGUCCGUGGCGCUGAUUGUCUUCUGCUUGCUGGCCAUAUAUGCCUUCCAGGCCAUCGACCCCAAGCGCUUGGUGUUCCGCCACCAGUUGAUUGCGUUUUUGAUUUUCUUCGACCUCAUGAAGGCCACCAUUCUCCUCGUGUUCCCGGUGCUGGUGCUCGCAAAAUCCUCGCUGUACACCAGCUACCUGUUUUGCCAGGCCGUGGGCUUCUUCACGGCCACGGCCAUCGAAGGCGCGGACUUGGCCAUCUUGGCGUUUGCCAUCCACACGUUCUUGCUCAUCUUCAAGCCCGACUUGACGGUCAAAAUCAAAGGAUCGGUCCACGCGGAAGGCGGCCUUUACAAGUACCGCUACUACAUCUACGGGUUCUCGUUUAUCAUUCCCCUCGCCAUGGCCAGCUUCCCUUUUAUCGGCGUGGGCUACGACUCCUUUGUGUGCUGGUGCUACUUGCCCCAACAGCCCUACUGGUAUAGGGCAGUGUUGAGCUGGGUGCCGCGGUACGUGGUUGUCAUUGUGAUCUUCACAGUGUACAUGCUGAUCUACUUCCACGUGAUCCGGGAGUUCCGCUCAUUGAAUGGCGCGUUCGCCACCAUGCAUCAUCAAAGGCUCGCAAGCACCCAGAAUACGGGCGGCGACUCCAAGCCUUCCUUCUUCUCUGCGUUCGUCUUCUUUCUCAAGGACGUGCGCAUCUUUUUGUUUCCGCAAUUCAUGGCCCCGGAUUCCCGUGACCAUGAUCGCGCCGUCAAUUCGUCGUCCACAGACUCGAACUCACACCUCGAGAGUUCCAACGAUGACCGGAAAGAGGAUUCCCCUGGCGGGCCCUUGGACUUGGAAAACAACUUUGGCGACUCGGCAUUCCACGCCGCAAACCUUGAAAACUUUCAGAAGCGCCAGAAGGUCAUUGAGAAACAAAUGAAGUCGAUCUUCAUCUACCCCCUUGCCUACAUUUCCAUUUGGCUCUUUCCCUUCAUCUUGUACUGCACCCAGUUCAACUACGAACAGACUCACGGCCCAGUUGUCUGGCUCAAUUACGUCAGCUCGUUCAUCCAGCCGUUCAUGGGCGUGGUUAACUCCCUCGUCUUUUUCUACCGGGAACAACCAUGGAAGUACACAAUCAUGAGGAUUUUCAAGAAAGAGAACGAACGCAAACUCGAUCUUGUCUUGGCUCCUGGUGCCAGUAUGGGGGACUCUGAAUCCAUCACCACUUCCGCUCGAUUUACGAGAAGCUCUCUAGCACUCAGCAUGAAUGUCGACUUGCACCAAUACUCGCGCUGGAGGCGCAUCAUGUCCAAAUGUCGUCUUCCACUCAUGGAACUCCCCACUGAAGAAAACAUUUCCCGCUUUCAAGCGGAGCAUUUCAAACGAAGAAUUCACAUGUUGCGUGAAGCCGGGAACAAAGCUAGGGGCACUUCAAACAAUGACGAUCAAAGAGAAAUCGACGAUUUGCGGGCCAAACACGAUUUUUCUAACUUGCUAGAAGGC